UCUGCCUGGCCGUGUAGCCAGUCCUGUUGAGGACGCGCAGCGCGCAGCCGGUAGCGGAGCAGAGCCGAGCAGAGCCGAGCCAGUCAAAGCGAACCGAGUGUCCGAAGGGUUCGCACGUAUACGAGCCGCGCGUGUCGAGCCGUUGCACCCUGCGGGGUCUUCUGCACCUGCACUGCCGUGCUAGUGUGUGUGUGUGUGUGCGUGUUGGUGAGAGUGAAUGUGUUGGUGUGUGUGAGUGCGCGUGUGUCAUGUGCAGGCGCUGACAUGUGCCUCCUCGACCCGGGCGCGCCGCACACGUUCAGGAUUAACACCGCCCCCCGCCCCUGACGGAAGGGCCGAACAUGCUAGCGGCGGGCGUACUGGGGCUGGCCGUCCUCGGGGCGCUACUGUCGGGGUCGCCGGGCGGCGCCCCGGGCUCCGGAGUGUCGGCAGUGCCCGUCGCGGACCACGUGCACGUCGUCCAUCGCGGCAUCUCGGCGGCGGCGCUGCCGCGGCCGCUGGCGCCGCUGGCCUCGCUCGUGGUGCCGCGGCGCCGCGUCCACGUCCUGGACCCGCGCACGGCGCUCAACCUGGUGACGGCGCACGAGACGCGGCGGCGGCGCGGCUCCAAGCGGCCGCCGCCCUACCACCGCGGGCGCGGGCCGCCGAGGGGACCGCCGCGGCCGCCGCGCUACAAGGGCAGCCCCAGCAAGCGCAAGGCGGGGCCGCGGGGCAAGCCGUGGACACAGGCCACGAGGGGUAGCAGCCCCGCGCCCACCCGGGUGCGCUACAGCAAGGCGCCCAGGAAGAAGGCCAAGAGCAAGAAGCACGCCAAGAAGCGCGAGCCGCAGCUGCCCGCCUACGCGGACGGCUACGCCGACGACGAGGACCUCGUCGAACUGCAGAACGAGGCCGAGGACCCCGACGUGGAGGAGGACCGUCCCAGGAAGCGGCCGGCCAAGAGCAGCGGCUCCGCCAAGCAGCAGCACGGCAGCUCGUACCCGCCCAAGGGCUGGGGGCCGGACGGCGGCUAUCGGGUGCCGGCGCCGCAGUACCCACCGUACGGCACCGACGAGGACGAGCCCGGCACCGGCCACCUCGACCUGGAGGAGCGCUUCAUCAACCAGCACAACCAGUUCUACCGCCACGGCUACCCGGCCGAGAGCGCCGAGAGCGCGCCCAUGGCCACGCAGAGCAAACGCCACCGGCCGGGCCUCGCGCCCGUCGGCCUCUACGAGGAUGAGGAGAUCGAGGUGGCCGAGGCCACCGACGACUUCGGUGACGGCGGCCUCGCCGCCACCACGUCGCACAACACCCGGCAGCAGUCCUACAGGCGGCCCAGCAAGACCACCAGGUACCAGCUGCAGCACGACGGAGGUGAAGCUGACGAAGGAAGCCCGGAGGAGGACGAGUACCGCAGGCCGUACGGCGGCGGCAGCAGCAGCAAGGGACGCGGUAAGAAGAAGCAGGACAGCCGGCGCCACCAGAGCAUGUACCACGCCAAGUUCCGCGAGCACCAGGACGACCGCACCCUGUCCGCGGCCAACUUCAACUACGAGCUCACGGGGGCCGCGUCCGAGACGGCGCAGUCGGCGGUCGACAACAACAACAACAGCCAGAAGAGCAACUACAAGAACAAAAUCAACUACACCGGCAACACCAGCAACUACGGCACCGUUGGCGGCAGCUCCAACAACUACGGCACCGGCACCGGCAGUUCCAACAACUACGGCACCAGCAGCAACGGCAACAGCUACGGCACCAGCAGCACCAGCAACAACCACCGCCCGGCGCACGAGACCGGCGAGGUCGGCAUCACCGACGUGCGGACGGUCGACACCAACUUCUUCCGCACCAGGAAGCCGCAGUACUGGGGGUGACGACGCGGCGGGCGCCCCGAUGUCGGCCCGACACACGCCGGGGAGCUAGUGGAGCAGAUGCGAUGAGAAAUUUGGCACUACGCUGAAUGACAAUUUGGUCCUGUCUCAUACGUGGCAUCGAUCAUUGAGAAGGCGAAGGAGAGAAGAAUAGGAGCCAGUAAUUUCUCAUGGCAUCUCCACUGGCGUAAAUGUGCUGGCAGAGCGCCUCAAAGAAAAAACGGACUUGGGUCUUCCUGCUGUCUUACCCCACCCAUCAGAUUUAAAUUAAUUAUUUCUUAAAACUUCAGACUGUCAGAUUUUUUUUAUUUGAAAGAAUUUCCAAAAAUUUAGAAAACUGACGUUGUUGUUAAUUUAUUUAACGUAAAUUAUUUAUGGCAUGUCGCUUUGAUCACUUAUCAGUGUAUCUAUGUUAUGUACUUUGCAUACAUCUAACGCACCACUUUUAUGCUGGUUUUGUAUCAGUUCACGCCUGAAAACUCUUACUGUUUGUAAAUAUUCUUUGGCUGCAUGGCCACACAAUUUCACGCGAGUAGCAAGCCUCCGCAAAAGUUCACAUUAGACUGCUGCUAUUCACGAAAUCGCUUUUGCUAAAUUCGACAUAUCUGUACAAAAAGAAGAAAAAUAUUAAUAUUGUCCUUUAUUUAUUUACUUGUUAAUUUUGUGUCUAGUCCGAAACUGAGUGCAUAACAUCAAAAGCCGGUGGACUUGUUGUGUUUGUGCAAAUAAACCGUCGUUAUGUGUUAAGUUUUUGUUAAGUUUGAACAUUUGUUGUGGGUGAGCAGAGUGUAAAUAGCUGUUUGAAAUGUCUUGGAAAAGAGAAAAAAACAUGCAAAUAAAACAUUCUUAUUAUAAACAAAA
This is a messenger RNA of Frankliniella occidentalis (western flower thrips), 2717 nucleotides long. RefSeq lists its product as uncharacterized. The coding region runs from base 342 to 1859 and encodes 505 amino acids. The transcript has 5 exons. The record is from RefSeq and is a predicted model, not a curated record. NCBI's taxonomy places the organism in Eukaryota, Metazoa, Arthropoda, Insecta, Thysanoptera, Thripidae.